Molecule: messenger RNA, 1147 nt
Organism: Drosophila mojavensis
Lineage: Eukaryota; Metazoa; Arthropoda; Insecta; Diptera; Drosophilidae
Product: antichymotrypsin-2
Exons: 2
Coding region: 1-1119 (372 amino acids)
Molecular function (GO): serine-type endopeptidase inhibitor activity
Source: RefSeq, a predicted model, not a curated record
AUGGCGAAGCUCUGUCGGUAUCCCCUGUUUGUGCUCCUACUAUCAAGUUUUCUUCAAUUGACCCUGGCCGACAUAGCCACGACGAUAAUUGCAUCCGUUUUCAAAAAGACUAAAACGCUCAAUUUUGUUAUGUCGCCCCGAUUACUGAUCGAAAGUCUUUAUCCAAUCUAUGUGGGAGCUGGUGGCGAUACUUUACGUGAAAUCUCUAAAUUUCUAAAAAUUGAAGACGAAACAAAGCUCCGAGUACUGACGGAGUUUGAGAGUGACAGAAAGCGCAUUGCUCAAUCUUUAAAAGGAACAGUAACUAUGGCCACAGCUUUAUUUGGGUCCAACAAAAAUAAAAUCCCUGAUGAGUAUACAAACAUACUUAUUGGUAUACUUAAUACUGACUAUCAAACGGUCGACUUUAAGAGACCUACUGCUGCUGCUAAGGUUAUCAAUGAGUGGGUGGCGAACAAUACGGACAACCAUAUAACACAUCUGAUUGAUAAAACUCCCUUAGGCGCAAAGCUUAUGCUUUUCAGUGCCUUGUACUUUAACGGAAAUCUAUCAUUACCAAAUCCGAAAGAAAUAACUGAAACAUUUUAUUCAACUUUAAUCGGUGGAACAGAAUCCCGCUUCAAUGUAAGCGCGACGUUGACUAAAAUUCGCUUACAAUACGAUUUCCUAAAAGAAAUAAAUGCAGACAUCGUAUCUGUACCUUAUAUCAAGAGCAAGGUGAAACUUGUGUUCUUGAUACCGAAAGAAAAGAAUGAUAUUCAAACUAUUGAAAAUAACCUUCAUAAAGUAAAUGUAUCGCGACUUGCACCAAAGAAAAGAAAAACAUUCGAAUUGAUAAUACCAUACUUUACCGUAAAAUCUACCCAGAACUACAAAAGUGUUUUUGAAUAUAUACACGACGAUCGAACGAUUUCAUAUCGAAGUAAAACAUUUUUGCAAGACAUCAUACAAAAAAUUGAAUUUAAACAGUUCAAAUCGCAUUCUCAAGGCGCAUCAGGCAGAGCAAGCCUACACAGAAGCAAUGGUUUGGCACGCAUCAGUUUACUUCAUCCAUUCAUAUUUUUAGUCAAAGACAAGUUUAAUAUUUAUUUGGCUGGACGCAUUGGGCUUAUAAAAUAAUAAGUAAAUUCUUGAUAUAGUCAAAAAA